AUGGAAAGGUCAUCUUGUGCCGGCUCACUGUCGAGGCAUAUUAUAAAUGAAUCUGGGUUCUAUGCUCCUGUAAUGAAAUGGAAACAUAAACUUGCUGUAAAAGCUCAUGAGGAGUAUAUGCAGAACCGGAGCAUCCAAAACAAGCGAAAUACAUUUCGGUCAAAAACUACAGGUGCGAAGUUCACUGGGGAUAACCAAAAGCAUUUUCAGAAUCCUGCAUCUCUUUAUUCUGAAAAAGCAAAAGAGCAAAAUUACCAGUCGUCUACCUAUUAUCCUGUCUACAACAUGAAGCAACCCGAUCCUGCGGUAUCCUCUAGCUAUUCCCAUCCGCAGUUUUCAAAACAAAUUCCUGGUGUUUGGUAUCCAACUCCGUAUGGAGUACCUGGACAGUAUAGUAUUCCUUAUCCAUUGACAUAUUACUAA
Messenger RNA from Schizosaccharomyces cryophilus OY26, 423 nucleotides. RefSeq lists its product as uncharacterized. The transcript is spliced from 3 exons. Lineage: Eukaryota; Fungi; Ascomycota; Schizosaccharomycetes; Schizosaccharomycetales; Schizosaccharomycetaceae. The record is from RefSeq and is a predicted model, not a curated record. Bases 1 to 423 code for a protein of 140 amino acids.